GCCACUACAUGGUGAGUGACUUGCGAUAGAUGACGAGGCCUAAUAUUUGACUGUCCUUUCUUUUUUAGCAAGCUAAGGACGCGGCUAGGGCGUCAGGGAAGAAGAAGGGGACGACUCUGUCCCAGCUGAAGAAGAGAGCUGUGCCGGCUGGCUCGGAGACUCCGAGUACCUUCAAGAAGCCAAAACCCCUACCUCGCCGUCUCGUGAAGAAAGACGAGUCGAAGGUUGCUGAGGGGGGAUGCCCUGAUGACGAAGAGAUGGGCGUGGACAAGCCGUCUCUGGUGGUGGACUUGGUGGAGGACCCUCUUUCGGGAAUCCCGGCCGACGUCCGCUCUCAGAUACCGGCGGAGGUGGCCCGCCGAGCUAGGUCUUCGGGCGCCAAAGACAAAGGGAAGGAUGCAGCUGCUGCCGAGGAUGAGAACGUACCUGCUACUCCACACUAUUCGUCAAAGGAUAGGGUGGCUAUAUGCCGCAAGGUUUUUAAGGCCGUCCCCGCUGAGUAUGUUGCUUCUCUUCCUGGCCGCAAGACUGACGCCCAAUUUGGUGCGAUCCAGGCCACUCUUCUCGACGUAAGUCUAUUUCCAACUUGCUUGUACUUGUCUUCCCUUUUAGAGUCAUUUACUAAUAUGUAGCUUCUUCUGCAGUUGUUCUGCCGCAUGGAAUUCUGCAAGAGCUGGAAGACCCGCACUGCUGAGGAGCUCAAAGCUCAGGUGGCUGAGUCCACCCACCAUGGUGACUAUGCGUUCAAGUCCAUUGAAGAGGUCCGCCUGCAGAUGCAGACGACCAUAGACCUUCAAGCGAAGGAGGUGGCUGCGUUGAGAUCUGACAAGGCCGAGCUGCUUAAGAAGAUCUUGGCGCAGGACAAGGACAUGGUGGCAAUGGUCGAGGAAGCCAAGACAGCGGCGGCGGAAAUACGGGCGCUUCAGGACCAGUUGCGGGAGUACCCUCAGGUCAAAGA
Molecule: messenger RNA, 958 nt
Organism: Spinacia oleracea (spinach)
Lineage: Eukaryota; Viridiplantae; Streptophyta; Magnoliopsida; Caryophyllales; Amaranthaceae
Exons: 2
Coding region: 258-632 (124 amino acids)
Source: RefSeq, a predicted model, not a curated record